UCAGGGGUGGAUGUGUCUACAGAACUGCCAGCUGGAAGGAGGUGGCACGGGAACUCCCGGGUGAUACUCUCGGCCUCACACCCGUGGGGAUGGUGCCAAAGACGCUGCAGGGAUCCCCGAGGCUGGGCAAGCUGGAGGAAGGACGAACACCCCCAGAUCUAGCCAGGACCUCUCCUGGCAUCGCCCUCGGCCCUGAGUUUCCUUGCCAGUCAGCAAGUAGGAGCUGGACGCUUCCCAAGCAGUAGGGCAAAAGGGAGGGGUAUUGCAAGGAUGACCCGGGGAGGGGUACCCAGGCCCACAAACAAAAGAAAUGGGUUCUGCUCACGGUGCCCGAGGAGUGGGUGGCACGGAAAGUGGACGCUAGUCCCGCCCGGGAGAUGGCCCAGGCUCCAGGCGACACGCACAGGGCGUCGCACGCGGGAGCCGGCGGGAGGGGUGGGCGCGAGCGCGCGCGGGGUCUCACGCGGAAGGGAGGCGCGGCGCGCAUGCUCAAUCCCACACCUCACCGGGCGGGGCGGGAGACCCGGGCUCCUAGGCGGGGGGAGGAGCGCUCGCGCAGCCGCCCCUGACAGGAGCGGGCUCGGCGGCUGCUGCAGCGCUCAGCGCCGGGGCCCUGCCGGAGCCGGGUCUAGCAUGUGCCGCGGCUCCCCGGCGGCGGCGGCUCCUCUGCAGCAACGGCAGCAGCAGCGGCCGCCAUGGCCAAGCCCAGCGCGGAGCUCACCCGCGAGCUGCAAGACAGCAUCAGGAGGUGCUUAAGCCAAGGGGCUGUGCUCCAACAACAUCGGGUGAAGCUGGAGACGAAGCCCAAGAAGUUUGAGGAUCGAGUUCUGGCCCUGACCUCCUGGCGCCUCCACCUCUUCCCCCUUAAAGUCCCAGCCAAGGUGGAGAGCUCCUUCAAUGUCCUAGAAAUCCGCGCCUUCAAUACGCUCAGUCAGAACCAGAUCCUAGUGGAGACAGAGCGUGGCCUGGUGAGCAUGCGGCUCCCAUCGGCUGAGAGUGUGGACCAGGUGACACGACAUGUGAGCUCUGCCCUCUCCAAGGUCUGCCCUGGCCCUGGGUGUCUAAUCCGUCGUGGAAAUGCUGACACCCCAGAAGGGCCCCGAGACACGUCCCCUAACUCUGAGACUUCCACAUCGACCACUCACAGUGUCUGUGGUGGCUUUUCCGAGACCUAUGCCGCCCUGUGUGACUACAAUGGACUGCACUGCCGUGAGGAGGUGCAAUGGGAUGUGGACACCAUCUAUCAUGCUGAGGAUAACCGGGAGUUCAAUCUUUUGGAUUUCAGCCACUUGGAAAGCCGAGACUUGGCCCUAAUGGUGGCAGCCCUGGCCUACAACCAGUGGUUCACCAAACUCUACUGCAAGGAUCUGCGGCUGGGCUCUGAAGUGUUAGAACAGGUGCUACAUACCCUGAGCAAGUCGGGGAGCCUCGAAGAGCUGGUGCUGGACAAUGCCGGGCUUAAGACGGACUUUGUCCAGAAGCUGGCCGGGGUGUUUGGGGAGAACGGGAGCUGUGUGCUGCAUGCCCUCACUCUGUCCCACAACCCCAUCGAGGACAAGGGUUUCCUCAGUCUGAGUCAACAGCUCCUCUGCUUCCCCACUGGCCUCACCAAACUGUGCCUGGCCAAGACUGCCAUUUCCCCUCGAGGGCUCCAGGCACUGGGCCAGACCUUCGGGGCCAACCCAGCCUUUGCCAGCUCCCUUCGAUACCUGGACCUGAGCAAGAACCCUGGGCUGCUCGCCACAGAUGAGGCCAAUGCCCUCUACAGUUUCCUGGCCCAGCCUAAUGCUUUGGUGCACCUGGACCUGGCAGGAACCGACUGCGCCAUUGACUUGCUGUGCUCCUGGCUGAAUCCACCAAGAGGAAAGGAUUCUUCCCCUGACUUGAACAAGGCACCUUAUGAGCCCCUAAUGGCUCGCUCUGGCUUUACACAUUCACUGCCUCUUCUGGGAGCCCUGCUCCAUGGCUGCUGCUCCCACCUAACCUACCUCAACCUGGCGCGCAACAGCUGCUCCCACAGGAAGGGCCGAGAGGCCCCGCCGGCCUUCAAGCAGUUCUUCAGCAGCGCCUACACACUGAGCCACGUCAACCUGUCGGCCACGAGGCUGCCCCUGGAGGCCCUCAGGGCACUGCUCCAGGGCCUCUCCCUCAACAGUCACCUCAGUGAUCUGCACCUGGACCUCAGCAGCUGUGAGCUCCGCUCAGCAGGAGCCCAGGCUUUGCAGGAGCAGCUGGGGGCUGUCACCUGUGUGGGCAGCCUGGAUCUGUCAGACAAUGGGUUCGACUCGGACCUCCUGACACUGGUGCCCGCACUUGGCAAGAACAAGUCCCUCAAGCACCUGUUCCUGGGCAAGAACUUCAAUGUCAAGGCCAAGACCCUGGAGGAGAUCCUCCACAAGCUGGUGCAACUGAUCCAAGAAGAGGACUGUUCCCUGCAGUCACUGUCAGUGGCGGACUCAAGGCUGAAGCUCCGCACCAGCAUCCUCAUCAAUGCCCUGGGCAGCAACACCUGCCUGGCUAAGGUGGAUCUGAGUGGCAAUGGCAUGGAGGACAUCGGGGCCAAGAUGCUGUCUAAGGCCCUGCAGAUAAACUCCUCCCUCAGAACCAUCCUAUGGGAUCGCAACAACACAUCUGCCCUGGGCUUUCUGGACAUCGCAAGGGCCCUGGAGAGCAACCACACACUGCGCUUCAUGUCCUUCCCCGUGAGUGACAUCUCCCAAGCCUACCGCAGCGCCCCGGAGCGCACCGAGGAUGUCUGGCAGAAGAUCCAGUGGUGCUUGGUGAGGAACAACCACUCCCAGACAUGCCCUCAGGAGCAGGCCUUCAGGCUGCAGCAGGGCCUGGUGACCAGCAGCGCCGAGCAAAUGCUGCAGCGGCUGUGUGGCCGGGUGCAGGAGGAGGUUCGGGCCCUGAGGCUGUGCCCCCUGGAGCCUGUGCAGGAUGAGCUGCUUUAUGCUCGGGACCUGAUCAAGGACGCCAAAAACUCACGGGCGCUGUUUCCCAGCCUCUAUGAGCUGGGCCAUGUGCUGGCCAAUGACGGGCCUGUACGGCAGAGGCUGGAGUCAGUUGCCAGUGAGGUGUCCAAGGCUGUGGACAAGGAAUUGCAGGUGAUCCUGGAGUCGAUGGUCAGCCUUACGCAGGAGUUAUGUCCUGUGGCCAUGCGAGUGGCUGAGGGACACAACAAGAUGCUGAGCAAUGUGGCUGAGCGCGUCACUGUGCCCCGGAACUUCAUCCGAGGGGCGCUGCUGGAGCAGGCAGGACAGGACAUUCAGAACAAGCUGGAUGAAGUAAAGCUCUCAGUCGUCACCUACUUGACCAACUCCAUAGUGGACGAGAUCCUGCAGGAGCUAUACCACUCCCACAAGAGCCUGGCCCGGCACCUGGCCCAGCUAAAGACACUAUCAGAUCCACCAUCGGGGCCAGGCCAAGGGCAGGAUCCGUCCUCCCGGGGCCGAGGCCGGAACCAUGACCAUGAGGAGACCACAGAUGAUGAACUUGGGACCAACAUCGACACCAUGGCCAUCAAAAAGCAGAAACGCUGCCGCAAGAUCCGGCCAGUAUCCGCCUUCAUUAGUGGGAGCCCUCAGGACAUGGAAAGCCAGCUGGGGAGCCUGGGGAUCCCCCCUGGCUGGUUCUCAGGACUCGGAAGCAGCCAGCCCACAGGCAGUGGCUCCUGGGAGGGUCUAUCUGAGCUGCCCACUCAUGGCUAUAAACUAAGGCAUCAAACACAAGGCAGGCCUCGGCCCCCCAGGACCACACCUCCAGGACCUGGUCGGCCCAGUCAGGUGCCAAUAACUGGGACCCGACAGGAGAAUGGGAUGGCCACCCGCCUGGAUGAGGGGCUGGAGGAUUUUUUCAGCCGAAGGGUCAUGGAUGAAAGCUCCAGCUACCCCCGGACUCUGCGGACCCUGCGGCCGGGCCUCUCAGAGCCGCCACUGCCUCCACUCCAGAAGAAGAGACGCAGAGGCCUGUUUCACUUUCGCCGGCCCCGGAGCUUCAAGGGGGAUAGGGGACCAGGGUCCCCCACCACUGGGCUCCUCCUCCCUCCUCCCCCACCCCCACCCCCAACUCAGGAGAGCCCCCCAAGCCCAGAUCCCCCCAGCCUUGGCAAUAAUUCCUCCCCCUGUUGGAGCCCAGAGGAGGAGAGCGGCCCCCUCCCUGGAUUUGGGGGGGGCCGGGGGCCUUCCUUCCGCAGGAAGAUGGGCACUGAGGGGGCGGAGCCAGGGGAGGGGGGCCUGGCCCCUGGGACGGCACAGCAGCCAAGGGUCCAUGGUGUUGCCCUUCCUGGGUUGGGAAGAGCCAAGGGUUGGAGCUUCGACGGGAAACGAGAGGGUACAGGCCCAGACCUGGAGGGCAGUGUCCAGGCUUGGCAGAAACGGCGCUCUUCAGACGAUGCAGGGCCGGGAGCCUGGAAGCCCCCACCACCACCCCAAAGUACCAAGCCAAGCUUCAGCGCCAUGCGCCGAGCAGAAGCCACAUGGCACAUAGCUGAGGAGAGUGCCCCCAACCACAGCUGCCAGAGCCCCAGCCCAGCCUCUCAGGACGGGGAGGAGGAAAAGGAGGGGGCCCAAUUCCCAGAGAGGACCGUUCCCACUAGGAAUGCCAAGCUGCAGGACCCCCCUUUAGCUUCACGGCCCCCCAAGCCAGUGGCUGUGCCCCGGGGCCGCCGGCCCCCCCAGGAGCCAGGGGGCAGGGAGGAGGCUGAGGCUGGGGGUGCAGUCCUAGGAAUGAACAAACCCCGGCUGAGGCUGGGCUCACAGCAGGAUCAAGAGGAGACCGAGGUCCAAGGGCCCCCAGAUCCAGGCCGCCGGACUGCCCCCCUGAAGCCCAAGAGGACGCGGCGGGCACAGUCCUGUGACAAGCUGGAGCCUGACAGAAGGCAGCCCCCUGACCCCACAGCAGGAACCAGUGAGCCAGGAACAGACUGACAGCCGCUACAGCACCCUGCCCAGCCCUCCUCUCAACAUGUGCCUCACAAGGACUCAGACCCCCACCCACCCCCCACACCUCCAGGCCCCUCUGCCAGCCCAUCCCCCAGGGGCAGGAUGGCAGGAUGAGGCCUGGGAACAGGAGGUGGGGGACAGGAUGGGAGGGAGCAACCUGGAGAGAGGGAGGCAGAGCUUGGGGCAGGGCCGUCUCCUCUCCUGGAAGGGCAGAUCUGUCCCUCUAUCCCCAGGGACUCUCUCCCUCCUUGUAUAGAAUAAAAAAAACAAAAUCA
Leopardus geoffroyi (Geoffroy's cat) is the source of this 5218-nucleotide messenger RNA. RefSeq names its product capping protein regulator and myosin 1 linker 3 (gene CARMIL3). Bases 696 to 4928 code for a protein of 1410 amino acids. Gene Ontology annotation, cellular component: plasma membrane; lamellipodium. The record is from RefSeq and is a predicted model, not a curated record. Lineage: Eukaryota; Metazoa; Chordata; Mammalia; Carnivora; Felidae. The transcript has 41 exons. Gene Ontology annotation, biological process: regulation of Arp2/3 complex-mediated actin nucleation; cell migration. Gene Ontology annotation, molecular function: protein binding.